Messenger RNA from Dama dama (fallow deer), 3031 nucleotides. It is a transcript of the gene TNFSF18, whose product is annotated as TNF superfamily member 18. The coding region runs from base 146 to 682 and encodes 178 amino acids. Lineage: Eukaryota; Metazoa; Chordata; Mammalia; Artiodactyla; Cervidae. The transcript has 4 exons. Gene Ontology annotation, biological process: tumor necrosis factor-mediated signaling pathway; T cell proliferation involved in immune response. Gene Ontology annotation, molecular function: tumor necrosis factor receptor superfamily binding. The record is from RefSeq and is a predicted model, not a curated record.
AGCCAAAACUUUACAUCUCUUUCAUUCUCAAAAAAACCUUAUGAAGUGGAAAUUUUCUCCAUUUUACCAUGAAGGAAAUGAAGAAUAUGCUGAUGGCCACUGAGCAGAUAAGAGCUUCCUCUCUCAGCUCUCAUUCCUGCAGAGAAUGAGUUUGAGCCACAUGGAGAAUAUGCCUGUAGGCCACUCAAGUCCUCAAGGAGCACAGAGACCGUCCUGGAAGCAGUGGCUCCUCUACUCGACAGUCAUUGUUUUGCUAUUACUUUGCUCCUUCAGUGCACUAAUCUUUACUUUUCUUCCACUCAAGACUGCCCAGGGACCCUGUGUAGCGAAGUUUGGACCAUUACCUUCAAAAUGGCAAAUGCCCUCUCCUGAGCCUUCUUGUGUGAAUAAGACAGCUGACUGGAGGCUGAAGAUACUUCAGAAUGGUUUAUAUUUAAUUUAUGGCCAAGUGGCUCCCAAUACAGCCUACAAGGGACGAGCUCCUUUUGAGGUGCAGCUGCGUAAGAAUGAAGACCCCAUACAAGCUCUAACCAACAACUCUACGAUCCAGAAUGUAGGAGGGGCUUACGAAUUCCAUGCUGGAGAUGUAAUAGACUUGAUAUUCAAUGCUGAGCAUCAGAUUCUGAAAAAUAAGACAUACUGGGGGAUCUUUCUACUUGCAAAUUCCCAAUUCAUCUCCUAGAGACUUGAUUCAGUCUCCUCGUCUUCUUCAGCACUUGGAGAGACAUCAGUGCAUAGGCUGGACAAGGAAGAUUUUCAGUCUCUACAGUUCAUCUGAGUAUACAAAUCAACAGAAACAGAAUUCCUUGCAUGUGAAUUUUCUUUUCUCAUGCCUAUCUGAAUGAGACUCAGAAGAAGGACAAAAGACAUUUGGUAACCCUAGAUGUCAGAUCAGCAAAGACAGUUUUAUUAGUUCAUGAAAUUGAAUAUGGGUGGCUAGAGGACAGAAUCUUCUCCAAGUGUCUUUGUCUAACCCUUGAAUCUCUGGGUAGAAAAAUGAAGUCUUGUCUUGUGUGCGGAAAAGAUCCAGGGCAGUAACCUUCCCUUGUUCUCAUAUUCUUGGACUGUGGAUUGCUUAACUUCAUUCUUCCCAUAUUCCUAUCUUCUGAGACCCUCCUAAUAAAAAGUAGUCCGACUUGGAGGGUGGCCACUGCUAUGCCAGCAAUACCCCACUUUACAUCUGAUGGCAUGAGGGGACAGAGACACCUCUGGAGAACUAUUGGGACAGAGACACAGGUGGCAUUAGAAUGGGAUGCACUUUAUUCGGGAAUUUUUCUUAAUUUAAUCACACUCAGGAUGCUUGGUGCUUUAUAAAAACAGCUGGUCAAAAGGGUCAUUCUGAACCUUUACAUAGGGCUUCAUGAGAACUUGUUUUUCUAUGUGCCUAAACAUGGCCGAUGGUAGAAAGAGUAAUCAUUACUAAUCAUAAGAUUUAACCAUAGAAAUUGAUAUUACCAGUACUGUAUUUUUUCAUGUCAUGAUUCUGUAUUUUUAGCUGGCUAGGCAGUUUGCAAAGUACUUUCAUAUAUCACAUGGCAACUCUAGAAAGUUAAUGGGGCAGAUAUUUUGGCACAAUUUUAACAUUGAGAAUAUGGAGGCAGGUGGACCAUAGGUAACUUGCUUCACCCCACAGAACGAAUGAUUAACAAGGGGCCUUGGGCUUCCCACUGUAUCACACUAUUUUAGCUUUAGUGUUGGUGUUUCUGCUCUCAUGUUGGAUGUCUAUAAAGUUUAGCAGAUUAGAUCUUCAAGGGGUAUAUAUUCCCUUGGCAGAUAGAGGAAAGCUACACCAGUGCCUUCCUUUUUCAAACACUUCUUUUCCUUUCCUUACCUGGAAUCAGGAGCAUGGGCUGUUGUUCAGGACUGACUUCAACCAAACUCCCUUUCUCACUUUGUAAAUCCUGUCUUGGUCAAAUGUAUUAAGUUCCAAAAAUAAUGAAUAGCAUUCAACUCAAUGAUGGUCUGCUAAAGUUUUGGACUCUACAAAAUUAACUAGCUGCUUACGGGUUCUUGUUGAAAGGUAUGUAAUAUGAUUACAUGAUAAUCCAGUUUAAGAUAUUUAUGGAUAUUUGUAAAAAGCUACAGUAUGUUAAUAAUAUCACCAUAUAAAGCUAAUUUAAAAAUAUUUGUAUUGUCUGCUUAGGAGCAAACUAAGCCUGAGGCCAAGGUGCUUCUUAGUAUUUUUCUUUUUUAAUGAAAUCUGUUGGGUACUUGUUGGCCCAAAGACUUGGAUGCCUGGUUCCUCUUGCAUCUGUAUAUUUUCUCAGGAAAUUAAAGUUAUAUGACAUAUAUUUAUGGAAACUUGCUGGUGUUAAUCAUUGUUGAGUUAUAAGCAGUAGUGUGCUGGAGAGGGCCAGCACUAGCUCAUAAGAAAGUGAAGUUGCUCAGUCAUGUCCAACUCUUUGUGACCCUAUGGACUGUAGCCCACCAGGCUCCUCUGUCCAUGGGAUUUUCCAGGCAAGAAUGCUGGAGUGGGCUGCCAUUUCCUUCUCCCGGGGAUCCUCCUGAUCCAGGGAUCUGACUCAGAUGUCUCACAUUGCAGGCAGACUCUUUACCAUCUGAGCCAGUAGGGAAUCCCUGUUCUUAAGAACUGAUUGGUAUAUUUUCAAAACUUGCACAUUCUGGCUAUGAAAUAUAGUCAUCCUUGAAAUUGGCUAUGGUGGGACUAUUUAUACCAUGGGAAUUGGCAAUCAGGGCUUUUCUUUUUGGAAAGUCUAUUCACCAGCACACCAUUGCUUAUAAAACUCUCCUUCUCAAUAAAGCCUCUCAGUUCCUGACUUAUUCUUGGAACAAUCAGGGUAGGCAAGGGAGAAAGUGAAAUUGUCAUACUGCUUAGCAAGAGCCCCACCCAUUAGUUAUUUCUCAGGGCAAGCAGAGGUCUCCACAGUUGCAACCAAAAGCUGCCAACAGAUGACCUUUAAAUUUCCCUAGUGUUGUAAUUUCAGGCUUGCUUUUCAAUGUAUACUCUGUUUCCUUGUUUCUUCAAAUAGUUGUUUAAAUUUUAUACCGAUAAUAAAGUAUAUGUUGGUAA